GCAGCAGAUCAUACCCGGGCAUAGGCGCAGGCUGUGUGGGCAGAGGCUGCACAGCACCGCCCCCCAGCGCCUCUGCAGAGCGCCGCUUCCGCCUCCCAGCCCCGGCCCGGCAGCCUGAUGGGAUGCUGGGGGAAUGUUUGAGGCGGGCUCUUCAGGGAGACCCAGGUGCUGGGACAACGUCCACGGACCGCUAGUCCUUAUCGCUACAGUAUUAUAACACAUCAGCAUUACUGUGUGCUGAGCCAUUUUGGACACACACACACACACACACUGGUCGACGGGGCAGACUGUGCAAGCUCGUUUCUCUCUCUCUCUUUAUCUGUGUGCUGUAGAGAAACAAGGAGCAGACACGGAAGUUGCUGGAUGGCAGCUCUUUUCCAGAAGUUCAACAUGAAGACCGGGAUUGUUCUGAUCCUGCUCGCGGCUCUCACAUGUGGACUCGUGCAGGGGGAAGACAAUGCACCCGAGGAGGUGCAGGUGGAAACCGUGGUGAAACCAGAAACUUGUUCUGUACUUUCCACAAUGGGAGACACGCUGCGGAUCCACUACACGGGUAAACUGCAGGAUGGAAAGGUGAUCGACUCGUCACUGUCUCUGGACCCUCUUGUUGUCGAGCUGGGGAAGAGGACAGUCAUUGCUGGUCUGGAGCAAGCCUUGGUUGGUGUAUGUGAAGGGCAGAAAAUCAAAGCCACUAUUCCAUCUCACCUUGCUUACGGAAAAAAAGGUUACCCUCCUACGAUUCCAGGUGAUGCUACUCUUGAGUUCGAGGUGGAGGUGGUUUCCCUGAUGCAGCAGACGCAGUGGCAGAAAAUGGUCAACGACGUGUUCCCCCUCGUGUGUUUGGCCCUGGUGCCCACUCUGCUCGGCAUGGUGGGACUUUACCUCUACAAAAAGGCCAACGCCGAGAAGCCAAGCAAAAAGAAGGCAAAGGAUAAGAAGAGCAAGAAGAAAUAAGAACAAAAGCACAGAACUAUUUAAAUAAA
Larimichthys crocea (large yellow croaker) is the source of this 983-nucleotide messenger RNA. It is a transcript of the gene fkbp11, whose product is annotated as FKBP prolyl isomerase 11. Gene Ontology annotation, biological process: protein peptidyl-prolyl isomerization. The transcript is spliced from 6 exons. The record is from RefSeq and is a predicted model, not a curated record. NCBI's taxonomy places the organism in Eukaryota, Metazoa, Chordata, Actinopteri, Sciaenidae. Gene Ontology annotation, molecular function: peptidyl-prolyl cis-trans isomerase activity. Gene Ontology annotation, cellular component: endoplasmic reticulum. Bases 364 to 954 code for a protein of 196 amino acids.